AUGUUUUGCUGUUUUGAUUCGCCUGACAUCUACGUACUGGACUCUCAGCUGACCAGCAAGCUAAGGCACUUGGAUAAACAAACCACACUCCAUGAUGUCAGACUGGCUGAACUUGAUCUCCGAUUUCAAAUCCUAGAAACUGCAAACUACGAUGGAGUUCUCAUGUGGAAGAUUCGAGACUACACACGCAGACGGCAAGAAGCCGUGAACGGGCGAACCUUGUCGUUAUUCAGUCAACCAUUUUAUACGGGUCGCCAUGGAUACAAAAUGUGCGGACGAGUCUACCUAAAUGGGGAUGGAAUGGGAAAAGAAACGCAUCUUUCCUUCUUUUUCGUCCUUAUGAAAGGGGACUAUGAUGCACUCUUACCGUGGCCCUUCAAACAGCGAGUGUCGUUGAUGUUGAAAGAUCAAGACACCAGGACACAGGACCUUUGUGACACUUUCAACCCAAACGCUGCUAGCAACAGUUUUAAGCGACCAGAAUCAGAGAUGAACGUGGCGUCGGGAGUUCCUAAAUUCAUAUCCCACGAUCGCCUCGAAAUGCCAACGUACCUACAGGACGAUACCAUCUAUCUGAUGAUCAAGGUUGAUACGUCUCACCUUCCAAAUCAUCCAAACUCGUAAUAUUGUCAUCUGUCACCAAUUCCCUGACAAGACAGUUUGACGGAUAAACAUAAAAAUGUCCGGUCUCGUAACAUUUGAACAUAUAUAGUAGGACAGUUUGACGGAUAAACAUAAAAAUGUCCGGUCUCGUAACAUUUGAACAUAUAUAGUAGGACAGUUUGACGGAUAAACAUAAUAAUGUCCGGUCUCGUAACGGUGCAAGAGUGUCUCGGACACAUUUGAACAUAGUGGACUUGAAUCUUAAGUUCCAAAAACAUCACACGUUUUAAUUCAAAUGUGGAGACGGAUUCCUUUCUAAACCAAACCCACCCAUGCGGAGAUAAUACCUGGUGUAAUGGUGGUAAUGUUAUAACAUGUUGGACACAAAAUGGUUUCCUUCCGACAACUUAAUCUAACACUACAUGUGUGUAUUGUGUUAACCGUGAGAAGCGGCCUAGAAAUAUAGCUACACAGUUCAAUAUAAAUAAAUAAUCUGAAUAUAUAAAUAGUCUCUCUGUGAUAAUAAUGUCUAUAUAUUAACAUAUUAACUUAUACAGAUUCACCAGAAAAAUGGAAAGUUCUGUCUUAAUUGUUAACAUCCAAAUGUUCAAAUGCGCCAAUAUCAUCAUUAUCAGAUUGGAGAAUUCAUUUAGGCUGGUACACGUCUCGCGAAAAUUACUCUGAUGACCCAGUUUGCAUGAAUUACAGUGUAACGCCAAGCCAGCUUUACAUAAACUGUCCUUAAGGCUUUGGUUUAGAGGGGUGAAUCAUAGGCAUUCGGCUCUCUGUCGCUUCACCUAUAAUCUGUAUUGACAGAAGAGGCCUGUGACUGAAUACCUGUGUCAAUCUACACGAUAUCAUAACGGCUAGUAGCGGUAUACUUAUUUGAUGAAAAAAUCAUAAUCUUGUAUAAAAAUUACGUUUAGUUCUUUUUUGUGCUGCGAUUUAUUUUUCACAAGUGUUAUUGUUAUGUUGCAUAUUAAAAAUUAUACAAUUCGCAA
This is a messenger RNA of Pecten maximus, 1604 nucleotides long. Its product is annotated as TNF receptor-associated factor 3-like. Gene Ontology annotation, cellular component: plasma membrane signaling receptor complex. Gene Ontology annotation, biological process: protein K63-linked ubiquitination; tumor necrosis factor-mediated signaling pathway; positive regulation of JNK cascade. The coding region runs from base 1 to 624 and encodes 207 amino acids. NCBI's taxonomy places the organism in Eukaryota, Metazoa, Mollusca, Bivalvia, Pectinida, Pectinidae. The transcript is spliced from 2 exons. The record is from RefSeq and is a predicted model, not a curated record. Gene Ontology annotation, molecular function: protein binding.